AUGUCCGCCCUCCUCGAGCACUUCAAGCCUCCCCCACUCGCCUCGGAUCCCCCGGCCAAGACCAAGUACUGGCCUGCUCCGCCCAAGGGUUCGACUGGUGGUAUUCUCCAGCGAUCCAAGGCUGGGUCGAUAGCCGCUUCGUUGUCCUCGAAUGGAUCGCCCAUGGGCAGUCCAGUCUCUCGCGUGUCGUUUGCGCCGCUUCCGGAUGUUGCAGCACGUAAACGAAGAAACUCGAUUACACUCGGUGUAGCUGCACGAAGCGCAACUCUACGCGCACAGAGAAUGGGGCCCCAUCUUCAUCCUCCUUCUCACCCGCAUCCUGGCCCGAGACGUCAUGGCCAUCCCCAUCCUCAUCCUGGCCCCGCACCCGGUCGUCCCCGGCGGAGACCAGUGGCCAUCGAUGCUGGCAAAAAGCUUUGGCGGGCCAUAUCUCGUAAACCGAGUAUGGCUAGUGAUUCUGGUCGUCCGAAUAUGCAUAGUGUGCACCGAUCACAUCCAGCACACGGAGAGAUGGGUGGUCCCACUGUGGGUGCUAUGGGGCACAACACCGAGAGAGAGAUUAGCGUUCGCGGGUUUGCUGUUCCUGAAGAUGACGAAGAGGAGAGCGAUGAUGAAGAAGAGGAUGAGGAAGAGGACGAAGAGGAAGAGGAAGAAGCGCAGCACAGGACAGAAGACUACGUCGCUGGCGUUCAGGCGAUGCACAUCUCGGUCAUUGAUGGCGAGGAGGAAGAGAGCAUCCAGCCUGAUCACAUACGCCCUACACGCUUAUCGCCCCCACCGCUCACUCGAUCCGAGACCGACAGCUCUGCCAGCGCAGCGUCCACACCGAGUCAGAGCCAGGAACAAGAACCGCCCGCAGUGAUAGGAAAGGACAGCUUGUUUUGA
This is a messenger RNA of Rhizoctonia solani, 885 nucleotides long. Its product is annotated as Daxx domain protein. Lineage: Eukaryota; Fungi; Basidiomycota; Agaricomycetes; Cantharellales; Ceratobasidiaceae. Bases 1 to 885 code for a protein of 294 amino acids. The record is from RefSeq and is a predicted model, not a curated record. The transcript has 2 exons.